AUGUGUGUAGACUACUCCGACCUCAACAAGGCAUGUCCUAAGGACUGCUAUCCCCUGCCCAAUAUUGACGCUCUCGUCGACGCGGCGGCGGGGUACAGGUAUCUGAGCUUCAUGGACGCCUACUCUGGGUACAGUCAGAUACAGAUGCACCGACCCGACGAGGACAAAACAGCGUUCAUAACGACAGGAGGGAUCUAUUGUUACAAGGUGAUGCCAUUUGGUCUGAAAAAUGCUGGCGCCACAUACCAGAGACUGAUGAACAAGAUAUUCAAUGAGCUCAUAGGCAAAACAGUAGAAGUCUACGUGGACGACAUCCUCGCAAAAACCGCACGGCCCGACGAUCUCCUGAGCGACUUGGGGAGCGUGUUCGCCUCCCUCCGACAACACGGCAUGAGGCUCUACCCGCUCAAAUGCGCCUUUGCCAUGGAGGCUGGGAAGUUCCUGGGAUUCAUGAUCACCCAAAGAGGAGUAGAGGCCAAUCCUGAAAAGUGCCAAGCGAUCCUCCAGAUGAGGAGCCCGGGUUGUAUCAAAGACGUCCAACGGUUGGCAAGAAGGCUGACGGCGUUAUCCUGCUUCCUCGGCGCAUCAGCAGCAAAAGCCCUACCCUUCUUCAAUCUGAUGAAAAAGGGGAUAGCAUUCGAAUGGACCCCCGCGUGUGAGGAAGAAUUCAACCACUUCAAGGAGAUCCUAGCAACACCUCCGGUGAUCGGAAAGCCCAAGGCCGGAGAGCCACUCUACCUCUACCUAGCAGUAACAAAGGAAGCACUUGCAGCAGUGCUCGUAAGAGAAGAAGGGAAAGCUCAGCAACCGAUUUACUUUGUAAGCAGGGCUCUACAAGGAGCAGAGCUGAGGUACAGCAAACUGGAAAAACUGGCGCUGACACUCCUAACCUCCUCCCGAAGGUUGAGGCAAUACUUCCAAGGUCACCGUAUAGUUGUGAGGACGGAUCAAGCAAUUCGCCAAGUACUCCAAAAACCUGAUUUGGCCAGCAGGAUGAUGACCUGGGCCAUCGAGCUCUCCCAAUAUGACUUGCAGUAUGAGCCCCGGCAUGCAAUUAAGGCACAGGCAAUGGCAGAUUUCUUGGUAGAGGUGACUGGUGAUCCCCCCGAGGAAAUGGGCACACGGUGGAGGCUCCAUGUAGACAGGGCCUCCAACCAAACGUCCGGGGGAGCCGGGGUCAUCUUAGAAAGCCCGACGGGAGUCAUUUACGAACAAGCAACCAAGUUCGAGUUCCCUGUGUCGAACAAUCAAGCGGAAUACGAAGCCCUCUUAGGUGGACUAACGUUAGCUCGGGAGGUCGGGGCAACAAGGCUGGAGGUGUGCAGCGACUCACAAUUCGUCACCUCCCAGGUAAACGGAAGCUAUCAAGCCAGGGAUCCCCUUCUACAAAAAUAUUUGGAAAAGGUGAGAGAAUUGACAAGAGAGUUCCAAGAGGUCACGGUCCAACACGUUCCAAGAGAAAGGAACACACGGGCAGACCUCCUGUCCAAACUAGCAAGCACGAAGCCAGGAGCGGGUAAUCGGUCUCUCAUCCAGGGCUUGUUGAAGGAACCGACCGUCGCCCUCCAUUUGACGGAGUCAAGCCCCUCCUGGUUAGACCCCAUCACGAACUUCCUGGAACUUGGCAAGUUACCCGACGAUGAGAAGGCGGCCAAAACAUUGAGAAGGGAGGCAUCCAAAUACGCAAUCAUACAAGGGCAACUGUUCAGAAAGGGGCUCAGCCAACCCCUGUUGAAGUGCUUACACCCCGACCAGACGGACUAUAAGCACUUAGACAACAAGAAAGGCGCAUGGGCUGACGAGCUGGCUUCGAUCCUCUGGUCCUACCGAACAACCGAACAAAGCUCUACAGGGGAAACCCCUUUUUGCCUAACGUACGGGGUCAACGCGGUGAUACCUGUCGAGAUCGGUGAACCGAGUCCACGGUUACUGCUCGCAGGUGUGGACGAAGCAUUAGAAAAGGACCUGGUGGAGGAGACCGGGGAAAUGGCCCACUUGUCAGAAACAGCAUUGAAACAAAGGAUAGCCCUGCGCUACAACGUUAAAGUCCUCGAAAGGGAUUUUGAGGAAAGAGACCUCGUCCUACGACGCAACGACGUCAGUUUACCGACCCCAGGAGAAGGAAAACUGGGGGCAAAUUGGAAAGGUCCCUACAGAGUCAAAGAGGUGCUCGACAAAGGUGCCUACAGGCUGGAAAGACUCGACGGCAAGGAUAUCCCGAGAACAUGGAACGCGGGUAACCUGAGGAGAUUUUAUUCAUAG
Messenger RNA from Arachis ipaensis, 2262 nucleotides. The record is from RefSeq and is a predicted model, not a curated record. NCBI's taxonomy places the organism in Eukaryota, Viridiplantae, Streptophyta, Magnoliopsida, Fabales, Fabaceae.